Messenger RNA from Nelumbo nucifera (sacred lotus), 2346 nucleotides. The record is from RefSeq and is a predicted model, not a curated record. Lineage: Eukaryota; Viridiplantae; Streptophyta; Magnoliopsida; Proteales; Nelumbonaceae.
UCAACCCUCAGUGAUUGAAACAUUGACGUGUUCAAAAAUCACUGGGGGUCGUUCAGGGGUCGCAGUCGCAACUCGCAGGUAAUGUUUUCUCGGCUACGCAACGGGGCAUCUGCCUAGCUGGGGCUGCAACUUGGGCCAACCCUAACCUAAUUCGAGCAAGUCUGGUUGGGUUGGUCAGGUUGAGGGGCGCAUCUAAGAAUCUGAGAGUGAGGUCCACCAUCCGUGAUGCAGCGUCCAUCCUUCACAGAGAAGCCGUGCACUAAAUUAAUAACCUCGUAGGAAAAUGAAGUCAGAUUAUCCAGUCAAGCCCAACACUCCACCUCUACGAUGGCUGCUCGAAGUUUUCAAAAUCAGCUUUUACAAGGCAGAAACACAUUAAGAGAAAAUUCAGGAAACAUGGGGGCUGCUUGCUCUUCUUCUCUGUCCCUCUCACUCCCUCCCACUGAUACUCUCUUGCCUUACAAACCAAAACCACACUUCCCCUUCAAUUCUAUCAUUAAUAUCUUUCAGACCCAGCUGCAGAAACCCAGAAAAACAAUGAUUCAGUCAUCGCAUUCUUCCCUAUCUUCUUCGUCUUCUUUUCAUCUGAAAUGUGAAACUUUUGAAGAGAAAGAAACCCAAGAUGAAGCUACUAGUAUGAGACCCAUGGCUUGCCUUCAUAAUAUCAACCCAAAAUUGCUUCAGCAAUUAGUUUAUGACGCUCUGGUGUGGAGUUCUCUCCAUGGACUUGUUGUUGGAGACAGGAGCGUUCAGAAGAGGUCAGGAACAGUUCCGGGUGUAGGUAUGGUACAUGCUCCAUUUGCUUUAUUGCCCAUGUCGUUCCCUCGGAGUCAUUGGCAACAAGCAUGUGAGUUAGCUCCCCUCUUCAAUGAGCUGGUAGAUCGUGUGAGCUUAGAUGGGAAAUUCUUACAGGACUCACUGUCCAGAACUAAGAAAGUGGAUGCCUUCACUCAUAGACUUUUGGAUAUUCAUUCAAAAAUGUUAGGAAUCAAUAAAAAAGAGGAAAUACGCUUGGGCUUACAUCGAUCAGAUUAUAUGCUUGAUGCUCAAACUAAACUACUAUUGCAAAUAGAGCUCAACACUAUUUCAUCUUCAUUCCCUGGUCUUAGCUGUCUUGUGAGCGAGCUUCACCGGUACUUACUUGAUCACAAUGGUAAGCACCUAGGUUUUGAUCCCAAAAGGGUCCCUGGAAAUGAUGCUGUGAGUCAGUACGCUGAGGCAUUGGCUAAAGCUUGGAAUGAGUAUAAUAAUUCAAGGGCUUUUGUAAUGAUUGUGGUCCAAGCUGAAGAACUUAACAUGUAUGACCAACAUUGGCUUUGUACCACAUUGAAGGAGAGAUAUGAUGUAACAACCAUUCGCAGAACAUUGGCAGAAAUUGAUGCAGAAGGGGAGCUUUUGCCAGAUGGAACACUUCUUGUAGGUGGCCAAGAAAUUGCAGUCAUCUAUUUCAGAGCUGGGUACACACCAAAUGACUAUCCUUCAGAAUCAGAAUGGAGAGCUAGGCUACUAGUGGAGCAAUCCUCUGCUAUCAAAUGCCCUUCUAUUUCCUACCAUUUGACUGGAACUAAGAAGAUCCAACAAGAGCUGGCAAAACCCAAUGUACUUGAAAGGUUCCUUGAGAACAAGGAUGACAUUUCCAAACUACGUAAAUGCUUUGCUGGGUUGUGGAGUUUGGAUGACUCUAGUGUUGUGAAGAAUGCCAUUGAGAGCCCUGAAUUAUUUGUUCUCAAACCCCAACGAGAAGGAGGAGGGAAUAAUAUCUAUGGUGACAAUGUGAGGGAAAUCCUAUUGAAACUGGAGCAGGAAGGAAGGGAAGAACUAGCAGCUUACAUUCUUAUGCAAAGGAUUUUUCCCACUGCUUCUUCUGCAUUUCUGGUCCGAGAUGGCAUUUAUCAUCAAGAAAAUGCCAUAUCAGAACUUGGGAUAUAUAGUGCUUAUCUAAGGAACAAAGAGAAGGUUAUAAUGAAUGAUCAAUGUGGUUACCUGGUGCGUACAAAGGUGUCAUCAUCAAAUGAAGGUGGAAUUGCUGCUGGUUAUGCAGUCCUGGAUAGUAUAUAUUUGAAUUGAUUGAACUGACGUAAGAGAGGGUUCUGCCCCAAGCACAUGCAUCACCCAGUCAGCUGAAGGCCCAGAUUUCUGGGUUGAUGGUCCUACUACGCCUCAGGUAUCAGCAUUUGUAUUAAUAAAGAGAAAAUUUCUUCAUAUAGCCAUUGGUUGUGCAUGUAAAAGGCGAUUUUACACUCUUGUAUUGCCUAUAAUUUAACACUGGCAUUUAAAAGAAUAAGAAAGGAUGUCUAGAAUAAUUGAUUGGGAAAUUCCUCCUYACCAGAAAAAAAAGUUUUAUCA